GCUGGAAAUGGGUUUACAUGCCAGACACAGAUGGUGCUCAGGUUGAGGUGGCUUUAUUAUUGCGCAUCGAUCGGCUUGACGUGAGCAAGGAAUUCUCCGCUAGAAGGCUCACUCCAGGGAACUAUUACGGUGUUUACUUUGUGUUAAUGAUGACGGAUGGAGAAUAUGGAUUUAAAGAUCAUCCAGUGAACUUUCAACUCGUCGCUCCUAACCAACCAACUGUUCAACACCAAAAGGAUUUGAGUGAGUUGCCAAAAAACAAAUGGGUAGAUGUUCCAGUUGGUGGGUUCUAUAGAGAUCCCAAAAUGACUGGGCAUUUGAAAAUCUCGAUGUUUGAACAUGGUCCCCAGUUGAAGGGUGGAAUGAUUGUCAAUAAGCUGGUCAUUCAACCAGUGAGUAAGCCCGAGUGAGAAUGAGAAUAAUCAACAAUGAGACGUUUAUGAAACUAAAAGUUUCUAACUAGGUACUAAAUAAAACUGUCUCAUGUUAAUUCUACUUGUACGUUCUCUUCUAUUGUAAAAUAAUCUAUGUUAUAACCAAGAGUCACUCUUUAUAUAUGCUAUACUUUUUCAUUCUCCUUUUAAAA
Molecule: messenger RNA, 586 nt
Organism: Mangifera indica (mango)
Lineage: Eukaryota; Viridiplantae; Streptophyta; Magnoliopsida; Sapindales; Anacardiaceae
Product: protein PHLOEM PROTEIN 2-LIKE A2-like
Exons: 2
Coding region: 18-410 (130 amino acids)
Source: RefSeq, a predicted model, not a curated record